Lolium perenne is the source of this 1216-nucleotide messenger RNA. RefSeq lists its product as uncharacterized. Gene Ontology annotation, molecular function: DNA binding; DNA-binding transcription factor activity. NCBI's taxonomy places the organism in Eukaryota, Viridiplantae, Streptophyta, Magnoliopsida, Poales, Poaceae. The record is from RefSeq and is a predicted model, not a curated record.
AGAGUACAAGUUUGCCAAAAGUUGCAUGUUGCAUCCCAUGCAAGAGGAGCCCAUGAUACAUCUAUGCACCUACAGACUAAGGCUGAACCCAUUUUUUCCUUGUUAGUUUCCAGAACUUCUGUAGUCUUGCCUACCUUUCCUGUUUUGGGGCAUGCAGAUGGCAUUGCAAUGAUAGGCCCAUGCACUCUGGCUGCUAGGUGUUGGCAGCAUUGCCAGCAUAGGACUUCGAUCAGAUCUCACACAUCUUGCGUCUAGUUUGCCUGAUAAGUUUACCUCAACCCCUUCAUUAAUGCACUUAAUUUGUCAUUGUGGUUCUUUGCUUCUUCUCUGCCGCAUUUAUUGCCCUUUUUUGUAAAUGUGAUGUGAACCAUUCAUGGAUUUGGCGGAGUCUGCAUGUGCUAUGGAAACAGUACCUCAUGACAUAUCAAUAAUAAAUUCUAGAAUGAAGUCUAACAACAAGACAGCACAAAGCAGUGAUGUUUCUUACGUGUCGAGCAUGCUGGCCUGUCGCAUUCUCAGGGCAAUGCAGCCGACAAGGAGUUUACUUCGCUGGACCGAUGAUCUCCAUAAGAUCUUCGUGGAAGCUGUAGAGCAACAAGGAGGUCCCUAUGAGGCAAAGCCUUCUACGGUGAAGCAGACAAUGGAAGCUAUGGGAGUCACAGGCCUCACAAUCCAGAACAUAAAAAGCCACCUCCAAAGAUACAGGGAGAAGUGUGAUUUAGGAGGUCAACCUCGUCAGGAUGUUCUAGGUGCUGCAUCACCGAUCAUGGCAGGACAUAAUAUGACAUCUGAGAGUGAGAUGGUGAUGGACAAUAGCGCAGCUAUGCAUAUGGCUGAAAUGGAGAUGGUGAACUAUUUGCUUAUGGAUGACAGGGAGAUGGUGGAUAACGAUUUCUCUGCAGACGAGGUGCAGAUGAUGGAGAAUGAACUGAUGAAUGAAAUCAAGGCGCAGCCAGGUUCUCGAAAAGAAGUCCAGGCACCCUCUUUCUAAUGAAAUCAAGGUGCAUGAACCGGCUCAUAUUCCCAGUAAUCCGGCAACAAGAAAAAUGGCAACAAUACUGCUUGUGCUGCUGAUAAGCUAAGGAAAAUGGCAGGACUCAACAGUAUCCUCAGAUCCCACUUGCCUAGUACAUUUCUUGUGACAUUAGGACUGAUAUGUGGAUAUUUGUCCUCCAGUUACGUUCCAAAAAUAAGAUUUCAACUAUACAAAUCGUUU